Kluyveromyces lactis is the source of this 813-nucleotide messenger RNA. It is a transcript of the gene CIM1, whose product is annotated as mitochondrial HMG-box protein CIM1. The record is from RefSeq and is a predicted model, not a curated record. Bases 1 to 813 code for a protein of 270 amino acids. Lineage: Eukaryota; Fungi; Ascomycota; Saccharomycetes; Saccharomycetales; Saccharomycetaceae. The transcript has a single exon.
AUGUUAAAAAUGUUACCGACUUCGACUCUUCCUGCAAGAUUUUCUGUCCUCCAGGUGACCAACAAGAAAUCCUUCAAGAGACUUGAUCAGAGACCACUAGAUGUAUUCCAAUAUUAUUUACAGCUGCAAAUCGACAGGCUUAAUAUUAUUGCUGAUUAUAAAGAUCAUAGGAGUCAUAUUCCUUUGGUGAGGCGAAUAAGGGCAGAAUGGGAAUCAUUAUCAAUCACGAAAAGAAGGGUUUAUCAUGCGUUGUUCUUCAAAUUCAAUAAGAUCGAUUUCAGAAAAUUAGGAAACGAAGAACUGGCAAGGUACCUUGCAAUAUCGUGUCCUAUUUCAAGUGCAUAUCUUUUGUUUCGCUCAAAAUAUAAACUACAGUUUAAUCUAAUUUGGGAACAGAGGUACAUAAAACAAGAAGAAGCUCCAAUGCACCGUCCCACGUACUUGGAAAGACAUACUCCACUUAUGAAAAUAAUAUCUCAUUCACAGACAAAAAUGGAUUCUAUGCUUAACGCACACCUCAGGUACCAAGAGAUGUGUAAAUCAUGUAAAAAGGUUUGGAAAGAAAAAGUCACUGACGAGCAAAAGCAGUUGUUGUACGACAAGAUAAAGAGCAGCAAGGAACGUUUCAAUACUGAAAUGCAAAUUGAAAGAAAAGAGUUGGUAUUAUUGACAAAAGUUUUGGAGGACUCAGUCCCAGAAGACUCCAUGGAAUCUCUGGCUGACUCGCUCUCGUACCAUAAUUUCGAACAAAAGAAAGAAGUCAACAACCAUUUGCUAGUGUCCCUUCCAUACAUACUUCGAAAGAAAAAAUAA